Messenger RNA from Tilletiaria anomala UBC 951, 1814 nucleotides. RefSeq lists its product as uncharacterized. Bases 76 to 1713 code for a protein of 545 amino acids. The record is from RefSeq and is a predicted model, not a curated record. Lineage: Eukaryota; Fungi; Basidiomycota; Exobasidiomycetes; Georgefischeriales; Tilletiariaceae. The transcript is spliced from 2 exons.
CUUUUAAGAGCCAAAUGUGGAUUGGCAAGAGGAGAUCCAAGCCGGACUCUGGAGAGAACAGAACCGUCGACUAAUAUGAGUGACUCAACGGCCGGCACGGCCGACCGGGCCAAGGGGAAGCAAGAAGACGAGCCGCUGGCCGAGCGGGUGCUCGGACCGGAGGCGUACUUCUUCGAUUCCAAACGCAACCUAUUCCUCGCGGCGCUCGUCCCUCUGGUCGCCUUCCUCUUCCUACCUCGCAUUCUAUGGAUGGUGCGGAGCCACACACUGCCAGACAUCUUUGUGCGCCCAUCGACGCCCGACUCGAUUCUGCGCGCCGGCCUGCCACCGCAGACGCGCCUGGAAUGCCGUAACCUCAACGUCGCCCAACCAGACUUGUGGAAUCGCACAAAAGACCACCAUGAUCGCCCGAUGCAAGCGCUGGCGUACUGCGAAGACGCCAAGCUCCUUACUGAGCGCGGCGUGGCAAUCAUUGCGUGCGAUCCGGGGAGGCAUCGAUGGAACACUGUUAUGGGCCUGCUGCAAGACCCGGACCCCAGAGGCGCACUGUGGGUGUGGGACUACAUCGAAGGCACGCAAAACCCGAACCUCAUUAACAUCAAGGGCUUACCAGCUGGUAUUGAAUUUCAUCCCCUCGGAAUGCACGUUCACGAAAAGGCAGACGGCGAGUACACUUUGUACGUGGUCAAUCAUCGAAAGCUGUUCACGACUGUCGAAUCAUUUGACCUUAAGGCCGGAAAGCGCGACAUUGGCUGGACUGCACAAUUUACUCGCUCCUUUACUCAUCCUCUGGUGACACACUCGGCCAACGCGGUCGCAUUGCUAGACGAGAAGACGCUAUUGAUCUCAAAUGAUCACCUCUUCCCGUCGCGUCCGCCUCCACGGACGCAUCUGGUCUUUCUCUUUUCCCACGUCUUUGGGUCUUUCCUCGGCCCACACGUCGCAUCCGUUGUCUCUGUGCCCAUCGUGAGCACGGUGCUGAGCUACCUGGAGACCCUCCUGGGCAUCCCCACGAGCUUUGUCUCUGUCGUCGACCUGAGCGCGCCGCACACCUCUGGCAAGAUUGUGGCGCGAGGAAUCGGAUUCGCCAAUGGCAUCGCCGUAAGUCCUGGUGGAAAGACCAUCGCUGUCGCCGAGACUGGCAGCCCGUCUAUCCGGCUGUACUCGCCGGUCAGGGACAGCGCGACGGGGAAGCUGGAGGAGCUCAAGCUGGUGGACAAGGCACAUACGCCCAUGGUGAUUGACAAUCUCGACUUUACGCAGCCACUCUGGACGCGCGCUCGUUCGGCUGGCGGUGACCAGGACCUCUUCGAAGGCGCCAAACUGAUUGCCUCGGGCCAUCCUCACCCAUUGAAGCUGCUCUCGUUCGCCCGUGACCCUACGAACCUGGACAAGCAGUCGGGUACAUGGUCCAUCUCAAUGGAACCGGCUGCGCCGCCACCACCCGAGCGCAAGAUGGACCUGGCCAACUGGCGCGCUUUCCAGGAUGGCGUCAAGGUGCCCGCUGCAAAACGCACCAUGACGCAGAGCAGUCGAUGGCUCUUCAAGACGCUCUAUCAGGCGCAAAAAGGCUUCGUCAAGGCGAACGGCUUUGGCGUUGCUACUGGGGCAACAGCGCUUUGGGACCCUAGUACUAAAGGGAAAGGCACCCUUAUCGUCACUGGCUUGUAUGCGCGCGGCGUGCUCGUAUGCUCAGCCGUAGGUAUGGAAUGACUCACGAAUGUGAGUACUUCCUCCAGGAUCUGCGAUGCAAUGAGUCUGCGAACUAUCUAUAUUUGAAUACGUAGGCGUCGUAACAUGUCAUGAAGUUAUGA